CAUUGUGACGCUGAAUGAACAUGGUUUGAAUUUUCCAGUUGCUUUACCCGUCGAAGGUUUAACUUACCAAGAUCUGACAAACGAUGGACCCCAAUAAACCUUUGGCAGACACAUUCCGUCGCAUGAGCGUGACGCUUGAUCAGAAUAGUCAAGUUCUUUUGUCCAGUUUACAGACAAUGAAAGAUAUAACAGGAGAUCCAACCUCAGGUUUUCACGAUAUCGUUAAAGCAGAAAAGGUAACAGUUGAGCUGAAAUGUGCAUUCCUGAAGAUAGUUGACAUUGACACAAUUACCCAACAAUUUCAAGCUGAGAUAUUUGUCCAGGCAAAAUGGGAAGAACCAGCUUUUUCAAAACCUCAAGGCAAAGCAAAUAAACUUCCCAAGUUUGACCCAAAGAUUCACUGGGAUCCUAAGUUAUUAAUUCUAAACUGUGAAGAUAUGUGUCUUGAUCGCAAGACGUUCUCAGUUAGGCAUGAUCAAAACUACAAACAUCCAGUUGUUCUACAGCUGUGGAGAUUUAAAGGAACAUUUCGAGAGAAUAUGGAAUUGGAACACUUUCCUUUUGAUGUGCAGGAUUUGACAAUUCAAGUUGGCACAGAGCGACCAAUCAACAAAAUUGAACUGAUUGAGGACCAACACAUGCUCAGUACCGUCAACACAUAUACAUUUCUUGAUGCUCAGGAGUGGAAUAUCUACAACCAUGUAGAAUCAUUCCGUGACAAGACCACCAUGGAAUAUGCAAGUUUGUCUUCCCAUCCCAUCCUUCAUGUUCAGUGUAGGGUCAAGCGUAAGGUUGGCUUCUACAUUUGGAACAUAAUUGUCAUCAUGAUUCUGAUAGUCUCGCUGACUUUCACCGUGGUUUCCAUCGAACCCAACAAUGGUGAUCGUAUAAGCAUCUGCAUCACACUGUUCUUGACAGCUGUGGCCUUCAAGCUAGUGGUCAAACAAAGCUUACCAACAAUAUCCUAUUUGACCUACUUGGACAUAUAUAUCCUGUCACUAUUGAUAUUCCUGUCUGUGCAAGCUGCUGAGAAUGCCUUCAUGUGUGCCCUUGGAAGGGUUUUGCCUAUCAAAGUACUGCGUACCUGGGAUCGAUGGAGCGAAUCCGCUCUUGCCGUACUUCUUCUCCUUUUCCAUAUCCUUUUUGGGAUUUACAUUCAACACACUGCUCUGAAAAGACGAAGAAUCAUGAAAGACAAAGACAAACUGUAUGAGAAAAAGAAACAAUACACUGAGCAAUAUGGCAGAAUGAUGACAAAUGCUGGAUUCUCACCUGGGAGGAGAGAGAGAAGACAACCAUGAAACCAGUG
Messenger RNA from Haliotis rubra (blacklip abalone), 1309 nucleotides. Its product is annotated as gamma-aminobutyric acid receptor subunit beta-like. Gene Ontology annotation, biological process: regulation of membrane potential; chemical synaptic transmission; signal transduction. The transcript is spliced from 9 exons. Gene Ontology annotation, molecular function: extracellular ligand-gated monoatomic ion channel activity; transmembrane signaling receptor activity; neurotransmitter receptor activity. The coding region runs from base 84 to 1301 and encodes 405 amino acids. The record is from RefSeq and is a predicted model, not a curated record. Gene Ontology annotation, cellular component: membrane; neuron projection; synapse. Lineage: Eukaryota; Metazoa; Mollusca; Gastropoda; Lepetellida; Haliotidae.